AUGGCAUCCGGCACUGACCUCGCGACUCAUCUUCAAAACCUUAUACCAGACUCGCACGCACAGCUCCGCGAUUCUGUCCUACCAUCACUCUUGAAGUCAGUGCACACCAUAGCCGGCCAUCUACGCACCUCGCCCAGCGUAACCCAAGUCGGCACCGCCAAUGCAUUCGGCGACGAUCAACUCAACGUCGACGUGCUCGCCGAGGACGCCAUCCGCCAAAGCAUCAAAGACUGCCCUAGCAUAGUUACCGCCAGCAGCGAAGAAGACCCAAUCGAGAAGUCCUCAGAAAAUCCCAGUCCUAGUUCAGAAACCACCGAACAAUACACACUAGCCUUCGACCCCCUCGACGGCUCCUCCAUCAUCGCGCCAAACUGGAGCGUAGGCACCAUCCUCGGCAUCUGGACCGGACCCUCAGCCCUGCACUCCCCCCCAUCCACACACCAAAUCGCCUCAAUCCUCGGUGUACUCGGUCCCCGCACCACCGCCAUCGUCGCCCUGCGCCUCCCCAACUCACCAUCCACCUGCUUCGAAGUCGGAUACUCCCCCUCAGGCUCUAUCCAGGUAAUCCGCCCAACCGUCCACCUAGCCUCCCCCUCCAGCACCAAAACCCGAUACUUCGCCCCUGCCAACCUCCGCGCCGCAGCCGACGACGCAAAGUACAUGAGUCUCAUCACGCACUUUAUCCAGCAAAAAUACACACUACGCUAUAGUGGGGGCCUCGUCCCGGAUAUUGUUCACGCACUCGUCAAGGGUCAUGGCGUAUACAUCUCCCCCGUAACACCCCAGAGCAAAGCUAAACUCCGCCGCCUCUACGAACUCACACCUAUAGCCCUCAUCGUCGAGUGUGCAGGUGGCGCGGCCCUGGAUUCCGCAACGGGAAAUCGGAUACUCGAUGUUGCAGUGCGGGAUACGGAUGAGAGGGGGGGUCUGGUAUGUGGGAAUUUGGAAGAGGUGGAGGAGGUACGCAAAGCUCUACUAUGA
Bipolaris victoriae FI3 is the source of this 981-nucleotide messenger RNA. RefSeq lists its product as hypothetical. Gene Ontology annotation, biological process: fructose 1,6-bisphosphate metabolic process; fructose 6-phosphate metabolic process; gluconeogenesis. Gene Ontology annotation, cellular component: cytoplasm. The transcript has a single exon. The record is from RefSeq and is a predicted model, not a curated record. Bases 1 to 981 code for a protein of 326 amino acids. Gene Ontology annotation, molecular function: fructose 1,6-bisphosphate 1-phosphatase activity. Lineage: Eukaryota; Fungi; Ascomycota; Dothideomycetes; Pleosporales; Pleosporaceae.